Messenger RNA from Temnothorax curvispinosus, 1026 nucleotides. Its product is annotated as syntaxin-1A-like. The record is from RefSeq and is a predicted model, not a curated record. Gene Ontology annotation, biological process: intracellular protein transport; exocytosis; vesicle fusion. The transcript is spliced from 9 exons. Gene Ontology annotation, cellular component: endomembrane system; plasma membrane; SNARE complex. Lineage: Eukaryota; Metazoa; Arthropoda; Insecta; Hymenoptera; Formicidae. Gene Ontology annotation, molecular function: SNAP receptor activity; SNARE binding. Bases 52 to 939 code for a protein of 295 amino acids.
UUCCACUCACAGAAUUAUCAGUUCCAUGCCGAUUCUAAAGGAAUACUCGUCAUGAUUCGCGAUCGUAUGCCCGAUUUGCGUGCCAGCCGAAGUAACAGCAGUACCUUUGGCAGAGGUUUCUUGCAGGACGUACACCUUCAAAUAGCUCAAAAUAAAAAGCUCAAGGAGCUGCUCGACGAAGCCGAGGAAAUACGCGCUCUGAUCCAUCUUAUAGUCGAAAACGUUUCUAUCGUGAAGAACUUGCAUAACAAUAUCCUGUCGCAUACAAAUAAGGACUUACAAAAAGAAUUGGAGACUCGCACGUGCACGAUCUCGCAGACGGCUUUUCGCGUGCAGCGAAAGUUACGAGAUAUUGGAAAAGGUAUUACUAUCGUUGACGAUGUGACCGCAAUGCAAGAUGAAUCUGUAUACACGAGAAUUAGAAUGUUACAAUAUACGACUACGCUGCAAUUGUUUUCCGAGAUCAUGGAAGAUUACAAUGCCUCGUUACUAAAAUAUCACGAUAAAUGCCUGUUGCUCUUGCAACAGCAACGUACACUACUAAGGCGGCAGCUUACAAGUGUUGAAUUGGACCAUAUGCUUGACGCUCAAGAAACUAGCUUAUUUGUCGAUAACAUCUUAGAGGACAGCAAGAUAGCGCGGCAACAAUUAUCAGAUAUAGAAAGUAGACACAACGAUGUCCUAAAAUUGGAGAAAUCUAUCACAGAGGUCAGAGAUAUAUUUGCGGAAAUGGCAUUCCUGAUCGAGGAACAGGGAGAACAAAUUAAUAACAUUGAAUAUUUUGCUAAUAAAACUACGGAUAAUAUCGACGGUGGACGCGUUCACCUCAGCAAGUCAGAACAGAGGAGCCAUAGAUAUAAAAAGCGGAAAAUCAAGAUUUACAUUAUCAUAAGUGUGAUAGUAAUAAUUUUUCUUUUAUUUAUCAUUGCGUCACUUUAAAAACUAUACAAACCAUCUUAUGAAUGUAGUUUAGCUCAAUGUUUUAAUAUUAGUGUCAACUAUGAAUAAAAAUUUUAUGCAUAUAUG